AUGAACUGCUUAUAGUGCAACAGUUAUACUCUUAGCCUAGAUAAAAUAAAUGUUUGCUUAGAUUAAUCUUGUUAGUAGAAUAUAUUAUGCUAAGAGUGCUGUACAAAGCAUCCAUCAUUUCAUCAAAAACCUAUUUUUUUAAAAAAGUUUCUGAAUAAAUUGUAAAAUAAACUGCCUGAUGAAAAUGUAUUAUAAAGCAUAAAUUCUUCUAAAGUUUUAUAGGAAUUAGAAAAUAACUUUCAGAGAAGUAAUAAGCUGUUCAGAUAAUUAAAAGAAAGUGUUAUACGCUAAAUAGACAUUGUAGUUAAUCAAACAACGCAACUUUUUGAACACCUACAUAAAUAAUACUAAUAAAUGCAUGCUAAGAUAGUUAAAUUAAACUCCCAAAGAAAUUUAAUUGAGGACGUCAAAAAGCAACAAGAUAUAGGAUCUUUAAAAAGGUUAAUUGGAGAAUUCAUCAUUUAAUAACCAGAUUAAACAACUAAAAACUCCGAUUAUCAGCUAGAGAAUAGUAAGACAGUUAUGUCAAUUAGCUCAUCGAUGCUCAGAAAUUCUUAAUUGAUUACUCCUAAAUCAGCUAAAUAAAAAAACAAUUUUGAUUAAAUCAACUAAGCAAACGCUAAUAUUUAUAGGAAAUUCGAAAAUAUUCACAAAGAGGUAAUUGCAUUUAAUGAAUUUUCUUAGCAAGUCCUCGAAAAAGAAUUGGACAAAUCUUCAUAACUUUUGUAUGAAAGUUUUGAGAACAUUAAAAAAUUUAUAACAUUCUGCUCAUAAUCAGCUCAUAAAACGAAGUUAGUAACAAAUAAAUUCUUAGAUACUUUAUAGCCAUUGUUUCAAAAAGAAGAUUAAAUUAUCUGUCACAAAAACAACAUGCCUGUAUAAGCAAUAGUUGUUAAUGCAAAAUAAAAUCAAAUCAUUACUGCUUCAUACGAUUGCAACAUAAUUGUAAGAGAUAUUCACAACUUAGCAGAACUCCAAACAUUAAAAGCUCAUACCCAAUGGAUUCGUUCAUUAGCUUUACAAGAAUACUCAAUCAAUAAUCCUUUUCAUUACUCUAAAAGCAUUCUGAUAUCAUGUGGAGAUGAUAAAUUAGUCUAGUCAUGGAUUUUAAAUUAAUCUGCAUCCCCUUGUCUAUAGCUAAGUUAAAACGAAUAGUUAAGUCAAAGUAAAGCAAAUUAAACCUAAGAUGUACUAAAAUAAAUCACAUUUUAGCUUAAUAUAAAAGCAUGUCUGCUAUGCAUGAUUUCAACCAAUUAAGUAGCUAUCUGCACAGGACCUACUGAUAAUUUUAAAACACUAAUUUACGAUAUCACAAAUUCUCAAUGCUUAAAAAUUUUAACAGGAAAUCGAAAGUACAUAAGAAGUGUAAUUCAUUUAGAAGAUAAGAACUAUUUAUGCACUGGAAGCGAUGAUGGAGUGAUUGGUAUAUGGAAUUUAAACGAUGUUAAAAAUGAAAAAUUUAAAUUUAGAUUAAAUGCUUCUCUAUUCCCUAUUUAAUCAUUAAUUUAUGAAGAAAAAAAUAAUCUAAUUUGUGCAGGCUGUUAAGAUGGCAAAAUAUUGAUAUAUUCAAUAUAAUAAGUUCCUAAACUAUUAAAAAUUAUAUAAAGCAGUACUUGUACCUCUGUAAGUACAUUAUGCAAAUUAAAUAGCAAUUAUUUUGUAGCUGCUGUAGGUAAAAAUAUCCUUGUUUACCUCUUUUAAAAUGGAACCCUUAUAAAUAGUAUAAAUAAUAAAAACAGUAAUAACAUAUCUGUAAUAACUUAUUGUCCAUUAAACUAGAAGCUAUUAGUGGGUGAUGUUAGAGGUUAACUAUCAUCUUAUGCUGUAUUAAUUGUUUGA
Messenger RNA from Tetrahymena thermophila SB210, 1839 nucleotides. RefSeq names its product WD domain, G-beta repeat protein. The record is from RefSeq and is a predicted model, not a curated record. The transcript has 2 exons. Gene Ontology annotation, molecular function: protein binding. Lineage: Eukaryota; Ciliophora; Oligohymenophorea; Hymenostomatida; Tetrahymenidae.